AUGGCACUGCUGGGGUCACUACGUGUGUUUGCAAUAAUCCUAUUUCCCCAAGUAACAAGUGGAGAACCAGACAGUUGCUCAUCUUCAUACGUCCUAAGUGAYUUCCGAUUACAAGGCCAUGUGCUUAUCACAUCAUCCACAAGUUACUGCAUGCAGGAGUGUAAAUUGCACAGGCAAUGCUACAGCAUUAACUAUCACAGUGAUAAAAAAAUCUGUGAGCUUAAUGAUGCCAAUCACUUGACAAGACCUGAAAGUUUAACCUUCACGCCGGGAUAUGACUACAUAAACAACCCUGCUCGCUCUCCUUCAAUCUGCAGCAUCAACUACUGCAGCCGAAAAAGAGACGUGUGCUUGAUUGACAGAAGUGGACAGGACUACAAAUGUGUGUCAUGUAAAGGACACGUAGGGCAAGAAAUCAUGGUAUUCCCAAAACCAAGUGUGAAAAACAAAGUUGUUCUGGAGCACUGGGAAGUAGAGUAUCCUGCCGAUGACAAGUGGCACCAUUUUUGCUUGACAUGGGAGAACACUUUUGGGAAAUGGGAAAUAUACAUCGAUGGUAUUCUGGUAUCUCAAGACAGAUGGAACGCAGGCCGGGUUAUCRACAAGGGUGCUGUUAUACUUGGUCAGGAUCAAGACCGGUACAAGGGAGGCUUCCAAUUGAAUGACGCUUACCAAGGCAACUCAACCAAUGUUAACCUUUGGAAUAAGGUGCUCACAUCGAAAGAAGUGAUUGACUUAUCUCGAUCAUGCUCCUUUGGAGAAGGAAAUGUUAUCAAUUGGUCGGACUUCACAGCCAGGGUAGAAGGGGACAUUCRACUGAUAUGCUCACUUGACAGAUGUGGCAAAUAA
This is a messenger RNA of Exaiptasia diaphana, 849 nucleotides long. Its product is annotated as serum amyloid P-component. The record is from RefSeq and is a predicted model, not a curated record. The transcript has 3 exons. NCBI's taxonomy places the organism in Eukaryota, Metazoa, Cnidaria, Anthozoa, Actiniaria, Aiptasiidae. The coding region runs from base 1 to 849 and encodes 282 amino acids.